AUGUAUAGGUUCAGCAACACAGUGAUCGGGUUCUUGAACUUGUUUACACUUUUAGCAUCCAUACCAAUUAUUGGAGCAGGUCUAUGGAUGGCAAGGAGCAGCACAACCUGUGAAAACUUUCUCCAAACCCCUCUUUUGGUUAUAGGAUUUGUUGUGCUUGUGGUAUCACUAGCAGGCUUCAUUGGUGCAUGCUUUCAUGUGGCAUGUGCACUAUGGUUGUAUUUGGUGGUCAUGUUGUUCCUCAUAGCAGCAUUAAUGGGUUUGACUAUAUUUGGUUUUGGUGUGACUAGCAAGGGUGGUGGUGUUGAAGUGCCUGGAAGGGUUUAUAAAGAGUAUCAUCUUCAGGAUUACUCACCAUGGCUGACGAAGAGAAUACAGGACCCUCGCUAUUGGAGCACUAUUAGAAGCUGUAUUUUGGGGUCUAAAACUUGUGAAAAGCUAGCCUCUUGGACCCCUCUUGAUUACAUGCAAAGGGAUAUGUCUCCAAUACAGUCUGGAUGUUGUAAACCACCAACUGCUUGCACUUACAACAUGGCAGCUAUGAUGAUGACCCAAGACCCUGAUUGCUACAGGUGGAACAAUGCCCCCAAUUUGCUCUGCUAUGAGUGUGAUUCUUGCAAAGCUGGUGUGCUUGAAGACAUAAGAGGAAAUUGGCACAAGCUCUCGGUUCUCACUGUCACCAUGCUUGUGCUUCUCAUAGGAAUUUAUUCUAUUGGAUGUUGUGCUUUCAGAAACACAAGAAGAGCUGAAACGGAUUAUCCCUAUGGUGAAAACAGGAUGACCAAAGUCAGACCCAGAUGGGAUUACCACUGGUGGAGGUGGUUACAUGACAGGAAAGAACAACUUUAUUAG
Messenger RNA from Sphenostylis stenocarpa, 852 nucleotides. The record is from the annotation of a GenBank genome assembly. Lineage: Eukaryota; Viridiplantae; Streptophyta; Magnoliopsida; Fabales; Fabaceae.